GAAUAAAGAGAGCAGAUUAAUUUGAAAAUAAUCGCAGAAAACGAUAAUGGGAAAAGCUGAAAAGUUGUCGCCAUUUCUCACUUUCUAAGUUUCCACUCACAUGCGCUCCUGGAGUCCUGGGUCCAUUUUUCCUUGUUUAUACUGGAGCGGGCAUGAACCAUAAAUAAGAAGCAAAAAAUAUUUUAUUUUUUUUUAAAGGGAGAAAAAUCAUCUUUAUCCUUCCGAAUUGUAGUGUGAGUACUAGAGAAUUUCACAGAUUUAUUUAUUUGGGUUGUUUUUUUUCUGGGUUUCUCAGAGCUCCAGUUUCAAUCUGGAAGAAACCCAAAUGCCAAUCUUUCGUUUCUUCACAUUUAAUAUUGUGCUAGUAGUAUUUUAGUAGUUGAGGUUUGGCAUUUGGUCUUCUGGGUCUUCAGUCAAAGGGCAUAGUUGCAUAAGCUUGAAGGAGAUUCAUUGGGCUAUUGAGAUGGAGAAGAGAAAAUGGCUGUGGAAAAGGAAACCUUCUGAUAAGAGCUCUGGGGAAACUGAAAGUUCAGAUGAACUGGAAACAUCGAAAGAAUCACCGGACCACGACAAGCAGUCACCCGAGGUUACCUCGAAACCUGCUUCCACAGACGAUGAAGUUAAGGAAAAUCUAAGAUGUCUGACAGCAAAGUUAUCGGCUGCCCUUGUUAAUGUUAGUGCCAAAGAAGACCUAGUUAAGCAGCAUGCCAAAGUUGCUGAAGAAGCUGUUGCAGGUUGGGAAAAGGCCGAGAAAGAGGUAGCUGCUCUAAAGCAGCAACUCGAGGCAGCAGUACAGCAGAACGUGACACUAGAAGUUCGUGUUAGCCAUCUCGAUGGAGCUCUCAAGGAAUGUGUGAGGCAGUUGAGAAACGCAAAAGACGAGCAGGAGCAAAGAAUUCAAGAAGCUAUAGUCGAGAAGACCAUGGAAUGGGAAUCACUCGAGAAACAGCUAGCUGAGCUGCAGUUAAAAGCCGAGGUUUCUGAAGCUGAAUGUCAUAAGUCUGCUGAUCACGAUGUUCUCCAAAAGCUCGAACGCCUCGAGAAAGAGAACGCAGCUCUCAAACACGAACUCCUUUCUCGAACCAAGGAGUUAGAAAUUAGAACCAUCGAGAGGGACCUGAGCACCCAAACCGCGGAAACUGCUAGCAAACAGCAACUCGAAAGCAUAAAAAAGUUCACUAGGCUCGAGGCGGAGUAUCGGAGACUACAAGCUCAGACUCGCAAAUUGUCCGUAGCCAACGAUAAAAAAUCUUUCGCUGCUUCUUCAGAUAGCCAGUCCGAGAGUGGAGAGCAGUUAAAUAUAAUCGACACAGACUGCUGGGCUUCGGCACUGAUUGCUGAGCUCGAUCAAUUCAAGAAUGGAAAGUCCUCGUCUAAAAAUCUAGCAGCCGUCCCCGUAGAAAUUGAAAUGAUGGAUGAUUUUCUGGAAAUGGAAAGACUCGCAUCACUAUCUGAGAGCAAGAACGUGGCACCUGAAGCUACUAUCUUCACGUCUUCCAGCGUAGAGAAUCCUUUGAUGACGGAGCUUCAGACUAUGGCUCAACGAGUAUCAGAACUAGAGCAGAAGUUAGAGACAAUCGAAGCGGAGAAAACUAAACUGGGAAGUGCAUUGAAUGAUACCGAAGAUGCCCUUAAGGCAUCUCAGAUUCAGCUUAAGGAGGCAGAAAUCAAGUUGGAAGAGCUACAAAAGGAGCUAGCUGAAGCAAACGAGUCGAAAGAAUUGCUAGAGUUUCAACUCUUUGGAAUGGAAGUAGAAGCUCGGGCAAUAACCGCAAACAUUGACACUCUAAAGACCGAAGUCGAAAGAGAACGGUCCUUGUCUGCAGAUAUGGCACAGAAGUGCCAGGAUUUGGAGAACGAGAUAAGAAGAAAAGCCGAGAAAGUUGAUCUACCUCAGCCUGCUAGUUCAACCGAAGAACUGAAAGUAAAGCAGGAAGAUUUAGCUGUAGCUGCUGACAAGCUUGCAGAAUGCCAGAAAACAAUUGCAUCCCUCGGGAGACAGCUCCAAUCACUGGCCACAUUGGAAGAUUUCUUGACAGACACUGUAAACCUUCAAGGAUUCUCCGCUGCUGGUGUGGACCCAUGGAAGAUGCAUUUAGACGAGUCGUUUAACCAGAAACUCGAUUCAGAUCCUCUGGAAAUUCCCGAUCAAAAUUCUAGCCAUUCUAUGAAUGGAAACUACGAGGAAUCACCAGCAUCUUCUUCUUCAUCAUCAACUUCAUCAGCAAAUCAUGUCAGCAAUCCCAGAGGAAGGAAUGGCUUCGGAAAGUUGUUUUCGAGGAGCAAGAGCAGAACCCAACUCUAAAUUGAAUUUCUAUAGGUUGUGGUAAAUCUCAUGAAGAACACUGUUUUGUACUUGUGAAUUGGUUAAAUCCAUUUUAGCUAUCAUUUUGUUCUAUGAUUAGCAGUAGCUUCAAUGUGCUUCCAUAGUCUGUCCAAGAACUUUGGAAUCCAGUAAGGUAUUCAAUCUUGAAUAGUGAUACCAAAUGUAGCUUAUUAGUUAUGGAAAAUAUUGUGUACUCUUA
Messenger RNA from Ipomoea nil (Japanese morning glory), 2525 nucleotides. RefSeq names its product filament-like plant protein. The record is from RefSeq and is a predicted model, not a curated record. Lineage: Eukaryota; Viridiplantae; Streptophyta; Magnoliopsida; Solanales; Convolvulaceae. The transcript has 5 exons. The coding region runs from base 464 to 2305 and encodes 613 amino acids.